Molecule: messenger RNA, 3338 nt
Organism: Capsicum annuum
Lineage: Eukaryota; Viridiplantae; Streptophyta; Magnoliopsida; Solanales; Solanaceae
Product: 8-hydroxygeraniol dehydrogenase
Exons: 5
Coding region: 2078-3148 (356 amino acids)
Biological process (GO): lignin biosynthetic process
Molecular function (GO): zinc ion binding; cinnamyl-alcohol dehydrogenase activity
Source: RefSeq, a predicted model, not a curated record
GACCAUAUAUUCACAUACAUAUACGAAAAAAAAAAGAAAAGAAAAAAGGACACGAUUUUUUUUUCUUCUUCUUUCCAUCAUUUUCUUCACCAAGAAAUUCACAAAUAUACUCACAGAAACACUCCACAGACAAAAUCACACACAUAGAGAGUUGUAGAGGUAGAAGAGAGAGUGAGAUCAAGUGAGGGGAGAGAGAACAAGAGAGAAGAGGGGUAGAAGGGGUGGACAGGGGUUGAAUUCUCCGGCGAAACUCACCGGAACUUGUCGUCUCAGCUGCCAGAUACAUCGAAAGCCAUGAUUUGGCUACUGUUCCGGUGGAUCAAAUCGGAGAAUAGUACCGUCAGUUCAUUUCGACCCAAAUUCGUGCCAAAAACAGGUCACCCUCUCUCUGUUUUCCGCUUAGAUUCACUGGAAAUCGAGACACAAAUUGCAAUGAGGUAGAGGUCGCGUCCAGUUAUUUACUCCGAUGACUGUGUCGCCGGAAAAACGUCGAAACAUACAGUGGUUCAUCGGUUUGCUACUGUUUUGAGUCUUGGGGUCCUGUUUUGUCUUAAUCUGCGUCCCACAACCAGUUUAGAGCUUCAAUUUUGGCGAUACCGAGCUUGAGAGUUUUUCCGAUUGAGGUCUUCUAUUCCGAAUUCGAAAUUUGGGCUUCUUUAAUAUCAUUAUUCAACUGAAAUUGAUUAUCGAAAGGUCCACUUUCUUACCUCCCUUUUUCUUUACCUUGAUUUGUUGAAUUGUCUUGAUUAUGUUGGUGCAACCAUGGUUGGUGGAUUUUUGUUGAAGUUGUGAUGUGAUGAUUAUAUGCGUAACGUGAUUGAUAAAAAUGAAGCUAGCGGGACGGGAUCGAGAAAUUGAUAAAACGAAUGAUUUUAGAUUCAUGUUAGUUUGUUGGUUGUUCUGUUUAGUUCGGAAUAAAUUUUAAGUUUGUGAACACGAUUGGAUCGUGUUUAGGUUGAAAUGGAUAGGUAAUAUAGGUUUGGGUAGACAAAUUUUAGAACUUGUUGAUUGGUUGAAUGUUUGAAUAUGAAAUAUUGGUUGAAUGUUUUUUUUUUUUCUAAUUUAUCGUAUUUGGAUUAAAAUGUACUAUUCAGCCGGGGAAUGCCCCAGGUACUUGUGUUUAUCGGCCGGGGAAUGCCCUGAGUAUUUUGUACCAAGAGGACGUUCGUGAUGAAGGUCCGAGGCGUCUGGUAGAGCAUUAGUCUAGAAUUAAUUUAGAGUAGGAUUUAUUUUUACGCAUUUUUUUAAUUUUAUUUUUGGACUGUAUAAUUAGACUGGACACUAAAUUUUGGAUUGUUUUAUCUUGUUUGCUUGAUUGAUUGUUUUUGCAUGUUUUGUGUGGUUUAUACCCUCGUGGUGUCAAAGUUAGCCGAUACGCUCCACCAAGCGACCGUGGUCGAACCACGGGAUCGAGGGAUGCCUAACACCUUCCCCUCGGUCAACAGAAUUCCUUAGCCGGAAUCUCUAUUCGCGGAUCAGUUUUUAGAGUCAAACUGUUUCGAAAAGGAUUUUCCAAAGGUGACUUGGCACACCGGAUUAUGCCAAGUGACGACUCUGAAUAAAAAAAAAAUGUAAAUAAUCCUUUUUUUUUUUGAAACAAAUUUUUUUUUAUUUUUGUCACCUUAAUAAUAAAACCCUUUCGAACUUAAAGUGCAUAUUUUUUUGGUCAAAAAAGGGGUGUGACACACCUUAUCCUCCAAUAUGGAAUUUCCCGAUAUGAAUCCAGAUUCAAUGGACUUUUAUGGCUAAUAUUGGUGCUCAUACCCUUGUUCUUAUAUAUUUUUCGAGAAAGAAAAUUGAUAUAUAACCUAUUUACAUUCUUUAAUAUGGUACCAGACAUCGGACCGAAAAAAAUAGUUGUUGCAGCCAGACCUUGGUCCUAUAAUGUCAUAUUUAAUUAUUGAUCCAACAAAAGCAAAUUGUACAAAGCAGCCAUGACGAUAUCAUUUGCUUCACACCUCAUCAAAUACAUCAUCCUAAGGCCUAUAUAUACAAAUGAAAAUCAACACAUUGGCAUAGAAUUCUACUACUCAAAAUUAUUUGUUUGUAAUAUUUCCAAAAUAAAAUAAUCAAGAAGAUGGAAAACUCAAAUGAGAAUGUUACUGCAUUUGGAUGGGCAGCUAGAGACACUUCUGGUGUUCUUUCUCCUUUCAACUUUUCAAGAAGGGUGACUGGUGAAAAAGAUGUGCAGUUCAAAGUUAUGUAUUGUGGAAUUUGUCAUUCUGAUCUUCAUCAGAUCAAGGGUGAAUGGAGCAAUAGCAUAUAUCCAAUGGUACCUGGGCAUGAAAUUGUUGGUGUAGUAACUGAAAUUGGUAGCAAAGUGGAGAAAUUUAGAAUUGGAGACAAAGUUGGAGUUGGAUGUUUAGUAGGAUCAUGUAGAAAAUGUGUAAAUUGUGACAACGAUCUUGAAAAUUACUGCCGUGAUCAGAUAAUGACAUACAAUGGUAUUUACUCCGAUGGAACACCUACGUAUGGUGGUUACUCUGAUAUCAUGGUAACGGAUGAGCACUACGUGGUCCACUGGCCGGAAACUUUACCAAUGGAAGCUGCCCCAUUGUUGUGUGCAGGGAUCACAACUUAUAGUCCAUUGAAAUAUUUUGGGCUUGACAAGCCUGGAAUGCACAUUGGUGUUGUUGGUCUUGGUGGACUUGGUCAUAUGGCUGUCAAAUUUGCUAAGGCCUUUGGUACCAAAGUUACUGUCAUUAGUACAUCUCUUAGUAAGAAGGAUGAAGCAAUUGAGCGUUUGGGUGCGGACUCAUUUUUGGUUAGUCGUGACCCGGACCAAAUGCAGGCUGCAGCUGGCUCACUCGAUGGCAUCAUCGAUACUGUUUCUGCAAUUCACCCUCUUCUUCCAUUGAUUGAUUUGUUGAGAUCUCACGGGAAGCUAGUGAUGGUUGGUGCACCUGAAAAACCACUAGAGUUACCCGUAUUUCCCCUGCUUUUGGGAAGGAAGCUAGUGGCGGGGAGCGCGAUAGGAGGGAUAAAGGAGACACAAGAGAUGGUAGAUUUCGCGGCUAAGCAUAACAUAACACCAGAUGUUGAAAUCGUGUCGAUGGACUAUGUGAAUACAGCGUUGGAGCGCCUUUCGAAAGCGGACGUGAAGUAUCGUUUUGUGCUUGACAUAGGCAAUACAUUGAACAAGAGUUAAGAUGGGGACUUCUUGUUUCUGGAAAUAUCUGUUUAUUUAAUUUUUGUUAAGAAAAUUAUUUCUUAUGUUUUGUGUAUCAAAGGAAGGAGUCAGAGAAUAAAUAUGAUAUUGUGUUUUCUAGUAUUGGUAAUACUCAACAAUCGUGUAACGUUGAAAAGUAGAGAAUAAAACUAUCAAAAUUCAGUAUUUA